AACAGAAGUGAAAGGGGCAGGGACGCAGAGAGCAGAGCUUUUCCCGAUACCUCAAGCAAGGCACCAAAAGGUAGCCAUGAAAAUAGCCUAAUAAUUCGUUUGCUUGAGGAUCAGCGCUUCCUUCUGCGUGAAAAUAGGCUAACAAGUUCUUCGAGCAGAGAGUAAUAGAAAAAACAUUGUUUGCUAGCAAGUGUUUUUCUUCAAUUUUGACGGACAUGCAAUUUCAGAUACCCAGAUGGCGGAACUUUUCCAUGAUAAAAAUUUCUUUGAUUUCAUCAACUUCACUGGAAUCUCAUUUCGCUUCGUUUCAUUCAACACCCACUUCAUGUCAGAAGUGGAAGAACAAGUGGAAGUCUGGUAUAAAUGAAAGCCAGGAUCCUACUAAGAGUCAAAUCAGAUAUGCAGUACGUCAAAAGCGUGCUGACACAAAGAGAGCUCUAAAAGACCUCCUCUUUAAAAGUGGGUCCUCAAAGGUCCAGGACGAAGAGAGGAUGUUGAGAGUUCAAAUGGGAACACAAUGGUUUGCAAAGCAGGAGGCUCAUCCAUAUAGCUCUGAUAAGAGAGGUCGAUCAAAGUCUUCUGCUCACCGAGCUGACAAAAUUCACAACCAGAAACUUAAACGUAAGUUGAGACAAAAGAGGUUCUCUGAGGACUUCGAUAAGGAUCCUGAGCCAAUCUUUAGAGCAACAUUUGGAAACAGAUGGUAUACGUGGUCAUUUAACUCAGGGCAGGAAUCUUCUUUCCAGAAGUCAACAUCUGGAUUCGAGUGGAGAGAGGAUUCGAGCUGUAAAAACAGUAGAACUAGAAGAUGGGAAACCCUGGGUGACACCGAGUCUGAUGACGAUUCAUGCCCUGUAGGAUCACGUACUGACAGAACUAUUCUUGGUCUGCCUCCAACAGGCCAUUUAAAGAUUGAAGAUGUUAAAUAUGCUUUCCGUUUGUCAGCUUUGAAAUGGCAUCCUGACAAGCAUCAAGGUCCUUCACAGGCAAUGGCUGAAGAGAAAUUCAAACUGUGUGCUAGUGCUUACAGGUCGCUGUGUAGUGCCCUCUCCCCAGCUUAGUUUGUAGGGUUUUGGUUCAAAUGUAUUCAAUUCCCUUACAUGAUUGUUCUUUUUUUUUUUUUUUAAUCACAUUGAAGUAUAUGAUUAUUCUCAAUAAUGUCUCCUCUUGAAAUUGA
This is a messenger RNA of Juglans regia (Persian walnut), 1177 nucleotides long. RefSeq lists its product as uncharacterized. The transcript is spliced from 7 exons. The record is from RefSeq and is a predicted model, not a curated record. The coding region runs from base 216 to 1061 and encodes 281 amino acids. NCBI's taxonomy places the organism in Eukaryota, Viridiplantae, Streptophyta, Magnoliopsida, Fagales, Juglandaceae.